AUGAAAAACAACAGUAGGCAGGUUGCUUCAUAGCAAUAAGACCUGUUAAGAAAAGAUAAUCAAAGUUUUACUCGAGAAUUGCAACCAUAACCUUUGCUUAAAUAUUAGUUAGGCCCAGGAAGCAAUAUUAUACUCAAAAACUCUAACAUAGUGAUUACUCAAAACACCAUAACCAAGGGAAUGAACUAGCCAUAAUUCCCAUUAAGUUAAUUCAUUGAAAAAGAACCUAAUUUGUUUGAAGUAAAUAGCUCCUAACAAGAUAAGCUAAAGAAAAAAGUUCAGAAUCAUCAAAGAUCUUAUUCAUUUGAGUAGAAAGCUAAAAUUUACCAGUAAAAAGUUCCCUAGUACAACACUUUUGCCCCUAAUGCAUAAACUUUCAUGCAAUAACAAAAUCAAUAAUAAAGUAACAGAAAUACUUUUAUCUAACUUUUUUAAAGGUAAUGGCUCUCGAAAUCAAGCAAGAUUUUAAAGGGUUCAGUCGACUGGAGCUGCUCAACAGUAAAAUUCAAAGAAUAAUGCGCAAUAAUUAGCGUAAAUGCUAAGUAAUUCUUACAAGCAUCAGUAGAGAAAACUUAGCUACUCUCCAAUAUUGAAGCAAUCUGUUCCUAAAAGUAAAUUCAUGUAUUAAAUUUAUUUCUAGCCAGGAAAAGAGUAAGUCAAGAGGAAAUGCUGCGAAUUCCUUAGAGAAGAGCUCAUUCAAAGACAGAUAAAUAUCAUGAUGAUGGCUUAUUAUUGCCUAAUGAGGAUUCUGUUGAUAAUUCUUCUUAACCUGGAAAUCAUUUUGGAACUCAUACUACUCAAGGUUUUAUGGUUUAAAAUUCAUUUGACAAAUAACUGCCAUCAAGAUUUUCCCCUUUGUAAUUUGCAAAUAACUCACAUAUGAAUGGUAUCAAUAAAAGAAUGGAUAGUAAGGAUUAUCAAACAAGAAAUAAUAAUCUAAUCAGACCAUCAUCUGCAACUCUUAAAAGAAAAGACCCAGCAAAGAAAAGUGAGGACUUGACAUCAAACCUAAGAUAACUUCUUUAAACUAACUAUAACUCGAAUUCUAAAAAUACUUAGGAAAAUAGCAGCAUCAAUAACAGCUACCAAUUUAAUUAGUUGAAUAAUAUCAAUUUCUAGAAUAAAAGCUUCAAUGCCAAUAACUAGCCUUCAAGAUAAGAUCAGCAAUUGUAUCAUAAUGGUAGUCUAAAUGAUGAAAUAAGAACCGAGGGCAGACCAAGUUCAGGCCUUAAAAAGACUAACCCUACCAAUUCAGAUAGUAAUGUCUAGAGAGAAAAUUCAAUGGAUAAGCAAUAGCCAUAGAAAUAAUUAGAUCUAUAAUAGCAUAGUUUCUAAACUGCUAAUCCCUCACAAAUGUACACUAAUUGUGUCACAAAAUUUGCCUUCGCUACUAAGACUGGCAUGGCUCCUUCAAAUCCUAACAAAGUAAACUAAGAUAACUGGAUCACAGUUCCUCAUUUCAAUAAUAUGAAGUUUUGCCACUUCUUCUCAGUUUGCGAUGGACAUGGCUAGUAUGGGAGAGAAGUAUCUAUGCAGCUAAAAAACAGACUACCUUAGUAUCUUGAAAAUGAAAUGAAAUAUGUAUUCUAAAGAUACGAGGAUAAGCUCAAAUAACUUAAAGUAAAUGAACUUCUUAAUACAGAUGAAAUAUGUCUAGCCUUCAAUGAUGCUUUCCUCGAUAUGAAUGAUGAGUUAUUUAAUGGAAGCAUUGAUGUUAGAUUUUCAGGAUCUACUUGCGUCAGCUUGAUUACUCUAGGCUAAAAAUUAUUUUGCUCCAAUGUUGGAGAUUCAAGAGGUAUUGUUGUAAAGAAAUUUCCAGAUGGAAGAAUGUAGGCUUUAGCUAUCAGUAGGGAUUAAAAGCCAUGCUAGAAAGAUGAAGCUGAUAGAAUCAUAAGUUGUGAUGGGAGAAUUGACUCCUUUAGAGAUCAAGAAAGAAGGCCAGUUGGACCACUUAGAGUUUGGCUCAAGCAUGAAGAUAUUCCAGGUUUAGCCAUGACUAGAUCAUUUGGAGAUGAAGUAGCUAGCAGAGUAGGAGUAAUUGCUGAGCCAGACCUUUGUAAAGAUGAUAAAUUUAUUGUGCUUGCAAGUGAUGGUGUUUGGGAGUUUUUACAAAACGAUGAUGUAGCUAAGAUAGUUAUGCCCUUCUUUGAGAAGAGAAAUGCUGAAGGAGCAGCUGAAGCUUUGGUUAGAGAAAGCUACCUAAGAUGGAAAAAAGAAGAGGAUGAUAUAGUUGAUGACAUCACUUGUGUUAUAAUUUUCCUUGAUGUAAAGUUACCUCAGCAAAGUCCAUCUGCAAAUGAUACAUAAUGA
Molecule: messenger RNA, 2310 nt
Organism: Stylonychia lemnae
Lineage: Eukaryota; Ciliophora; Spirotrichea; Sporadotrichida; Oxytrichidae
Source: the annotation of a GenBank genome assembly